Molecule: messenger RNA, 1251 nt
Organism: Aspergillus aculeatus ATCC 16872
Lineage: Eukaryota; Fungi; Ascomycota; Eurotiomycetes; Eurotiales; Aspergillaceae
Exons: 9
Coding region: 1-1251 (416 amino acids)
Molecular function (GO): flavin adenine dinucleotide binding
Source: RefSeq, a predicted model, not a curated record
AUGACCAGACCCCAUACUCCAUGGCUGGUCCAGAUACUUUCUCUGGGUGACAUUCAAUUGACCCGUGGUCCGAGAUUGUCGAAUGGCGCAGACAUCUUUCUGCCCGGUAAUGUCGGGUACGACCAGUUAGCGAAGAGAUACACGGACUUCGACCGGCCUACCUUUGCUGCGAUAGUAGCUGUGGCAUCGACAAGAGAUGUAGUGGAAGCCAUCCAAUACGCCCGAACCCACCAGUUCCCAUUCCUCGCUCAGUCAAGGGGCCAUGCUCUGGCUGGCUCCGUCGUCCCAGCCCAGGAACCAAUUCAGCUCAACUUACGACGAAUCAAUGAGGUUACCAGCUUGAUGGGGGUGACACUUGAAGUAGGCCUUGUCUCUGGUGAGGGUUGCGAGGAGCAGCAACUCGGGGUAGUAACAGAGGCGGUGAUUCGCACAUAUCCGCAGCAGAACGGAGGGAUGCAUUUCGUGGCCGACAUGGAAUUUAAGAGCACUGAUACUGCUCAAGUCUUCGCUACGGUGAACCGCAUUUCGACCCCAGCUCUGCCGAGCGAACUGGCCAUUACGAUUGUCACCCACUACCAGGGCGAUGCGGAACCGUCCGUGUUAAUUGUCAACUUCGUAUGGUCCGGCCCCCACGAGACCUCCCUGGAGUAUCUGCGCGUCUUCCGAGACCUGGAUCCCACCUCGAGCAGCGAGAGAUCCGUGCCCUGGGACGUUCCGCCCUGGGUGACUUAUCGGGCCCUGAAUCGGCUGAUCUGCGACAACCCGGGGGGCCAGAAUAACAGCUAUUCUGCUAGUCUGGCAUUCUACAAUCCCUCGGCGCUGGCUAAGCUCGUCCAGGAAUGGGAGGACAGGAACCGCCAGUCUCAAGGUCACAUCCGGUUUUCUCUGAUGAUGCAGACUUUCAGCAACGCCACCAAAGCGGAAGAGGAUGACGAUGCGUUUCCGUGGAGAGGGAAGUUGAAUCACCUUGUGUCCGUUCAAGCGCACUAUACGGACAUAUCCUUCCGAACCGAGGUGGACAAACUACAAAAAGCCCAGCGAGACCUUCUGGUGAACGCCAGUGGUUAUGGCCGGCUGCAGCAAUAUGUGAAUCUAGGACACAGAUUGAGCGACCCUGUUGAGAGCCUGUACGGAAGCGAGGGCACGAGGUUGCACCGCCUUUGGGAUCUCAAGGAACGGUGCGAUCCCGAGGGAUGGUUUAAUCUGUACCAGCCGCUGCGCCGAGCUCCUCUCGGCUGUCGAGAGCGAUGA